This is a messenger RNA of Lymnaea stagnalis (great pond snail), 627 nucleotides long. The record is from the annotation of a GenBank genome assembly. NCBI's taxonomy places the organism in Eukaryota, Metazoa, Mollusca, Gastropoda, Lymnaeidae.
AUGACUUUAUCUAAAGACAUAGACCUACUUUUGAUCGGCGGAAUCGGAAAUGGGAAAAGUGCCCUGGGAAACACUAUCCUAAGACGAAAAGCUUUCAUCAGUGAAAGUGGCCUGGACGCUGUAACAAGACGUGUAUCCUGUGAAGUGAGCGAAUACAAUGGUCACAUUAUCAAGGUCGUCGAUUGUCCUGGCGUGGAGUACAAAUGUCAUUGGACUGAGAAAAGUUUCGAUAGUGUGGUGAAUGCUUUGAAGGAUGCCAUCACCAUCAACCCACGGGGAUACCCCGCAUUCAUCCUGGUGGUCAGAUAUGGAGGAAGGUUUACUGAUGAAGAUCAAGACGUUAUUGAUUUUUUGAAAAACAUCUUUGGCGAUAGCUUCGUGAAGGACUUUUGUAUUCUUGUUCUCACGUGUGGAGACCUUUUUAACUGGGAAGUUGAGUCGGAAGGUUUUCAAGAUUGGUGUAACAAACAACAAGGACAUUUUAAGGAGCUUGUCAAGGAAUGCUGCAAUAGGGUCGUCUUAUUCGACAAUCGCACUAAAGACACAAGCACUCAAGAUGCCCAGCUGAAUGCCCUUAUCACAGUGGUGGACAAUUUACGAUGGAGAGAAAAGAGGUACACCAAUGAA